Canariomyces notabilis is the source of this 1422-nucleotide messenger RNA. RefSeq names its product NAD(P)-binding protein. The transcript is spliced from 2 exons. The coding region runs from base 244 to 1035 and encodes 263 amino acids. Gene Ontology annotation, molecular function: oxidoreductase activity, acting on the CH-OH group of donors, NAD or NADP as acceptor. NCBI's taxonomy places the organism in Eukaryota, Fungi, Ascomycota, Sordariomycetes, Sordariales, Chaetomiaceae. The record is from RefSeq and is a predicted model, not a curated record.
GAAAACAAUAGCGGGGUUGCAGAAUAAUUUAGUACGCGAGCAUAGGCGGGGUCUUGUACCCGGCAUGUUAUUCAACAUCAUACCCGACCUUACGGUAGAUGAUUGAAGCGAGAGGGUUCUCGGGCGUCUCCAGUGUUCGUCUCAUUUAUAUCGGACAGCAGUCACGAUCAGCCGAUAGGUUGUUAAGAAUUCAUCCUGUGUCUUAUCCGUACAACCUUCCACACUUCAUACCAGGACAACAGAAUGCCCGCUGCCGAUAACUCCAUCCAAGGCAAACUUGCUCUGAUUACCGGCGCUUCAGGAGGCAUCGGCGCGGCUUGUGCGAGAGCACUAUGGCUGCAGAACGUGAACCUCGCCCUGACCUACUCCAGCAGCGAAGACAAGAUCCUGGCUCUGGAGGAAGAGUUGUGGGCGCUCCGCAACAACCAUCAUCCAGAGGCUUCCAACCCGGUCAUCUCAACCCACAAGGUCGAUGUCGCAUCCGCUGAUGACAUACAGCGACUGUUCGCCAGCAUCAAGGAGCUGCAUGGAAAAGACGGCCCAGACAUCCUCGUCUCCAACGCUGGCUAUGGCAAGCGCAUCCCAGACAUUGCUGACAUUUCCAUCGACGAGUUCGACUACACCCUCAAGGUCAAUCUGCGCCCUGCUUUCAUCCUGUCCAAACUGAGCAUCCCGUACAUGGCCUCUCAGGGGUGGGGUCGCAUCAUAUUCGUGUCGUCGAUCGCCGCUCACGGCGGUGGCAUAAACGGAUGCCACUAUGCCGCUAGUAAAGCUGGCUUGCACGGUCUGAUGAAGAAUCUGGCAUUCAAGCACGCCAAAGACGGUAUAACGGUAAACGAUGUCGCCCCGGCCAUGAUUGGGGAGACCGGCAUGAUUCCCGAUGAAAAGAUUGUCGAGGACACGCCGGGCGAUGUGCGGAGAAUUCCCGUCGGGAGACUGGGCACGCCGCGCGAGGUGGCCAAUGUGGUGUUAAUGUUUUGCCAGACCGGUUAUCUAACAGGACAGAGUGUGCUGUUGAGUGGCGGACUGAAAUGAGCAGAUCUUAGUGGGAUAUGUUGUGGAGGAGUAUCUAUGCGACUUCGAGUGAGGUUUCAUGGUGAUGGAUGGUUGGUUGCCGAAGUGAGAUAGGUGUGGUUUAAGGGGUUUGUUUACUUGGCAGUGUUCCGGGUUGGGCGAAGUGAGUGUGGUGGUGGAAUAGCUGUUAUCCCCUAGGAAGACGACGGACGGCCAAUACCCCCCUCAUCGUCUAGAAUGCUCAUACAUGAUAUGACAACUAGGUAUGAAACUCGUUAUGCCCUUCUGCAGUCGCAGGAUCGUUUGCAUACCAUGGCGACUCCUGGCCGGCGCCUUCUCCAACAUGGAGAAUUCCAAGGAGAGUUCUGGGUAUGAUGUCCGAAAAUCGUUUAGUAGCACAUCUAUAAC